AUGGGCAACCCGCAGGAUGCAUAUACCGCCUCCCACGCCGACCUGGUCAAAUACGCUACCUACGCCGGCCUCGCCUACCAGACCACCGAUGCCUGGCCUGCAAGCCGCACUGUGCCCAAAGACACCACGCUGAUCAGUUCUUUCGACCACACGCUGAAGGGCAGCUCCGGCUACAUUGCAUUUAAUGAGCCAUGCAAGGAGAUCAUCGUGGCCUACCGUGGCACCGACUCAUUGAUUGACUGGCUAACCAACCUGAAUUUCGAUAAAACCGCCUGGCCAGCCAACAUCUCCAAUAGUCUCGUCCACGAGGGAUUCCUGAACGCCUAUCUGGUGUCUAUGCAGCAAGUCCAGGAGGCUGUGGACUCCUUGCUGGCGAAAUGCCCCGAUGCCACCAUCUCAUUCACUGGCCAUUCCUUAGGCGGCGCCCUAGCCUGCAUAUCCAUGGUGGACACAGCGCAGCGCCAUAGGGGCAUCAAGAUGCAAAUGUUUACAUACGGCCAGCCGCGCACCGGCAAUCAGGCGUUUGCUGAGUAUGUGGAGAACCUGGGCCACCCGGUGUUUCGUGUGGUCUAUCGGCAUGAUAUUGUGCCGCGGAUGCCCCCGAUGGACCUUGGGUUCCAGCAUCAUGGCCAGGAAGUCUGGUACGAAGGGGAUGAGAAUAUCAAAUUCUGCAAAGGCGAAGGAGAGAACCUGACGUGUGAGCUGGGGGUGCCGUUUAGUGAACUUAAUGCCAAGGACCAUUCGGAGUAUCCUGGUAUGCACUGA
Messenger RNA from Linderina pennispora, 765 nucleotides. RefSeq names its product alpha/beta-hydrolase. Gene Ontology annotation, biological process: lipid metabolic process. The record is from RefSeq and is a predicted model, not a curated record. The coding region runs from base 1 to 765 and encodes 254 amino acids. Lineage: Eukaryota; Fungi; Kickxellomycota; Kickxellomycetes; Kickxellales; Kickxellaceae. The transcript has a single exon.